This is a messenger RNA of Asterias rubens (European starfish), 4621 nucleotides long. Its product is annotated as sorting nexin-19-like. Lineage: Eukaryota; Metazoa; Echinodermata; Asteroidea; Forcipulatida; Asteriidae. The transcript has 9 exons. Gene Ontology annotation, molecular function: phosphatidylinositol binding. The record is from RefSeq and is a predicted model, not a curated record. The coding region runs from base 66 to 3845 and encodes 1259 amino acids. Gene Ontology annotation, cellular component: intracellular membrane-bounded organelle.
GUCAGUGUCAUGUGAGCUGCGAUUCUGUACGAUAAGUGAGUGUUUAUUAAUCCAAAACAUGAAACAUGAAUCUCCAGAAAGUGUCACAAGCAACGAGGAAAGUUGCCCAACACCUUCGUUGUUUGCUACAGCCGGACAGUAUUUUAACGGGAGUUUUAUGCGUGUUGUCUUUCAUGACAUUACUUGCUGUUUUAUCGCACGCUAGUGUUCCAUUCAUUUUCAUUGCCGCACUGUGUGGAGGGGGAUGGGCAACUUCGAGGGUGACUUCCCACGAAUUUCAAGUUGGGAAGACCCGGGGAAUUUUGCAGUUGAUGCCUGAUCUUGUGGACCGUUGCAAGGAAAAGAGAAAAGAACUCACUUUGCCGGAUGUUAAUGAAAAUUUAAAGCAUUAUUCGGUUAAGGAGUUUACCACCAGACACAGUGAAAAGGAUGGAACAAUUUUUCGAAAUACACAGUGUUUACAUACAUUGCCAGUACCUGCCGUGCCUGUUUCACUGAAACUGACAGACACCGUCGAUAAAGAAUUGCAACAUCUGUUGAAAAAUGUCAUGCUUGACUUUAUCUCGUCUUGGUACGACGUUUACAUCAGCGACCACAACCGCGGCUCUGAACUUUUCCUUGAGCAUCUUCUCCAGACAUCCAUGAAUCUUUGCAAUCGUCUUGCGUCAAUAGAGAAGAGGACUCUCGUCACAAAGUUGUUACUUGAGUUCCGAAUCCACGUUUACCAAUUCCGAAAAGCCACAUCAAGUUUGAGGAAGCUACCAAAUAAAAGAAACGGAAAGGAAUUCGAACAUGAUAGCAGUAGUUUAGUUGCGUCCUAUGAAAUGAUGUCGCUGUUACAUCCUGCAAUACAAGGAGCAGAUAUGGAAGCAGACUUUCUAAGGAGCACUAUGGAUAUUCUGGUCAACUGUGCCGUUCCGAAGAGUGUAACCCAGUGUCGAGCGAGUACGUUAAUCAUCGUUGAAAUUCUGACGUGCAAUAUUCUCUUGCCUCUUUUGGAUCUGCUCUCCGAUCCUGAUUUUCUUUACCGACUCAUCCUUCUGAUUGUCUCAAGUUCUGUUUCAGAAGGCGGACCGAAGGCACCAGCAGAGAGUAAUGAUGUUAGUAAAUGUAGUAAGCUAGAAAAACCUAAUUACCAAAGUGAAGAAACGAUCAUUCCUAUGCAAUCGUCAUACCACAUUGAUCAGUCCCAUCAUUUAGAGACAGGUGUUACCGCAUUGGCGGCAGAUCCUACUGAACAGAACUUUCUUUUUAAGCAAACCCCUGCAACAGCUUGUGGUAAACCAGACGCGACAAGCAAGAAACGAUUACCUUUUGAAACUGAUACAUCACAGUCAAUUCAAAGUAAUGAAAGUGCUCAUCGUACCAGACGUCCGCUACAGCCGUCGUUAUCCUUUCCAAUUUGUCGAUCUAAAUCCACGGACCCUAUUAAUGACGCGAUCCUUUCAAAAGUACAUAAUGGAUUAAGCUUCAUGUACUACUCAUCGUCAACAGUUCCAGUCGCUCCAUUAUUGGAUCACGCCCAAUCAACAUUACCAAAUAGCCUUCCAAAGAUGAUCAGCUCUCCUAAGUCUGUCGGAACAAAUCCUAAAGUUCAUCGACGGAGUGCCUCAGAUACCAGUUGUAAUCCCGCAUUCAUUUCAGGAGAUCUACUAAGCCAUGUAACUCUGAAUCCAUGGGUCACGCCAAGACCUCCAGCGGAAGGUGCAGAAAUUGAUGAUCUCAUCGUAACAAGAAUCCCUUUGACAGGAUUGGAACCUGCGAUUCUAAUAGCACCAGAGAACGAAGACUCUGCGGAGGUCUUUCCUUUCAUCAAUUCUAAGCCUGAUGAUCUGAAUUCACCGCUAACAACAGGCAUAGAUUGCCAGUUUCCAUUUGACGAAAGUGUAAAACCACAAGUUAGUUCUACUGUUGACGCGGCGCAAAUUGAUGAAGCUGUAGAAAUCUUCAAUAGCACUGAUGAUGGUGUUGAAACGUACACACGGACAUCAGUUGUGGACAACGGUAGCAACGACAAUACUACUGAUGGGUCCAUAAUGCGUCCGAUUCCACAAUCAAGCUUAGCAGAGAAACCAGACAUUGAUGUGCCUUCAUCACCCAUUAACAAGUUACUCAGACGACUCUCAAUAAAGACUCUCUCUGUACCUGAUGGCCCAACCCAAAAUAUUCAAGAUAUGACUCAAGAUCAAGUUCACAAAAGUGAUGCAACCAAGAAAGAACUCUCCCCAGCAAGAGUUUCGAGCUGCUCCACUUCAUUGCUCCCCAUCGACGAUCAAGCAACAGGUAGUAGUUCAAUAAUCCCAUCCGCUGAAAAUCCUAGGAUAAUUUCGAUCACUUCACAAGGCGCAGAAGAGCCCAUCGAUGCAUGUCUGACGUCGGAGGUGCAUUCUUCAGAGAGUUUAGAAGCUGUGGCUGACCGAGUUGGCAAUCUCCUCAUUCCAAAGGCAGAGGUCUGUAAAGAGACCAGUGGAAAGAGUGAAUUCUUCAUGUACUCAAUACAGUUUGAUGUGCAGCCAGUCUCUCCAUUGCAACGUGAUUGCUCACAAACCUGUGAUGACUCUUUAUCAGAACGGCGGCUUGUUAAGAGGAGACACAGGGAGUUUGUCAAUCUCCACUCAAGGCUGGAUCAUAACCCUGAGCUUAAAGCUAGCUUGAAAGGGUUGCGAGAUGUCCCCAAGCGUAUUUCUAUUCCCCUGGCACCAACAGCCAAACCAGCCAUUCAGCAACGACGUUUUAGUCUUCAAAAUUAUCUCCAGCAAUUGCUUGCAAAGCCUCUGCUACAUUCCAGUAUCGAAUUGCGGGAAUUCUUAGCCCUAGAAGGCAACUCGCACGUAGAGUAUGUCAGACAUCAACCGAGGAUAGACAAGCUGCUGAUGCAUAGGAUGUCGGGCUUAGUGGACACUUUCAAGUCGGCCCUGCCUAGAGCAUUGAGUGAUCAAGGUCCCAUGCCGCCCAUAAGCUCGCCCAAUUCACCCAUUAGGAAGACAAAGUCGUCAAGGAGUCUCUCGCCCUCUGGGUUACCGAGGCCGGGCUCUCCAAGGCCGGGCUCUCCAACUCCUGGUGAAGAGCAGGACGGUAUCGAGAGAAUGGUUACGUUUGGCAGAAGACCCAAGACAACACUUCAACUAGCAAUGGAUUCCAUCAUCCAAGAUCACAACAGAAUGAAAAUUGCGACCCUUUCGAGAAACCCAUCCUCUGACAACGAUGUAGAUAGUAUCGGCCUACGUUCAGAAGGAGACGGCUCCGAGUCUCCCGCCCAAGCUGUAUCAGAAACAGACAGCCCCCUGUCUCCCGCCCAAGCUGUAUCAGAAACAUUGUCGAGUAACCCAGGCUCCGUGUUUGGUUCUGAGGAGACGUCUCUGUUUGAUGCCGUUAUGUCUUUACUUGGAGAGGCACUCCACGAUAAGGAAUCUUGGUUUCUUGAUGAGGGAUUCCAGAAUGUGUUGACCAGACUCGCUGGAGGCCUCUUGGAUGGGUGGAUAGAGCGACAAGUUCAGCUCCUAUUCUCUGAACAUUGGUGUGCCUUCUACCUGUCGGAGCUUCGUCAACUCCUAUGGCCUGAUGGGAAGUUACUUUCAGCCAGCGACGUUGUCAGGACGGAGGCGGAGAAGGCGUCCACCAAGGAGGAAGUUUUGGAGAGCUUUGUUGAUCUAAUGCCAGAUUCAUUCUACACGUUUGUUGACAAACAAGACUGGAAGGAUGGUCUCCAGCUACUACUUGACUCACUGGGAGAUCCACAGCUUAACAGGCAUCUUGUGUUCACUGCGUUGGAUCUACUGAUGGAUUCGCUGAUUGCUGAGAUUCAAGACGAAGACUUUCAGAAAGACCUACUCUCCAGAGUGUAAAUGCGGUGAGGACAGAGGUGCAAUUUUGUUUUGUAAUCGACCCUCCCAAGAAAUGUGCAUGCGUACAGACACUAUUGGUUGGCAAACGCAAUAGAGAUAUGCACUGAGCAAAUGUGUCUGCGGCACGCUACGAUACAAAUAGGCGAUUAUUUUGCCAACCAGCGUGUAAGUGCGCACGCGUGACGUACAGCUUACAUUUUUUGUUGGAAGGGUCUUUUGUUUGACCAUUCAGUAUCAUUCACUGGUUGUUUUGAAAGAUAGCUACAAGCUUGCCACAUCAUGGUGUGUCGUGAAUACAUCUACACUACUCGGUAUGCUUUGGGCACCAAAGCAGAAAUUCUAUGUUUGGACAAGAUUUGCAGUUGAAGUAGAACUAUUUUUCAAACUGCUUUUUCAGAGACUUAAUAUUUUAUAAGAAUCAUUUAAAUACCAAAGUAAAGCUGACUUCUUCCUCAUCACAGAACUCUCAAUGUCAUGAAUGUGUUUUCAAUAUUUCAACUGUUUUGAUGAGUUGUUUAUUCCCAAACACAUAUGUCGCUACGUGAAUAUGAAAAAUACCAAAGAAGUGCACACAAACAAAUGCAUACCUCAUUUUGUGAAAGCCCUCAACUAGCAACAGUGAGCAGAGAAUAAGAAUAUCAAAGUCUUAUAUAGCGCACGUAUCUACCAAAAAGGUACUCAGGGCGCUUACUACUAUACAGAAAGAGAGGUCAUUGAAAAUUAUGAAUUCUGAAACCAAAUUAUGUAAGAGGGUUUACAAGGUGCUACAGCGCAUU